AUGUCUGUCGUACCUGCCUCUGCAGGGGCUCGCCCUGCUGGCGGUGGCCUGCGGUCUCAGGUGAUGUCCUUCUACACGGACGACUCCCCCGGCCUCAAGAUCCAGCCGGUGUGGGUGAUUGUGAUGAGCCUUGGCUUCAUCCUGUUUGUUACGGUGCUGCACAUCAUCGGCAAGCUGCGCGGCUGA
This is a messenger RNA of Monoraphidium neglectum, 186 nucleotides long. RefSeq lists its product as hypothetical. Gene Ontology annotation, biological process: intracellular protein transport. The coding region runs from base 1 to 186 and encodes 61 amino acids. Gene Ontology annotation, cellular component: Sec61 translocon complex. Lineage: Eukaryota; Viridiplantae; Chlorophyta; Chlorophyceae; Sphaeropleales; Selenastraceae. The transcript has 3 exons. The record is from RefSeq and is a predicted model, not a curated record.